Messenger RNA from Vicia faba (fava bean), 1257 nucleotides. The record is from the annotation of a GenBank genome assembly. Lineage: Eukaryota; Viridiplantae; Streptophyta; Magnoliopsida; Fabales; Fabaceae.
AUGAUAAUGAAGCUGAUUCUCAUGUUAACGUUUUCUUUUAUCAUCUCAGUUAUUAGAUCUGAGACUCAUAUAGAGAGUUUUUCUCUUCUGGAUAUGCUGGAAAACGAUGUCGUUUCAGGUCAAGUGUCUUCUUCCCAACCUCAACCUCUCUUGGUUCCACUCACUCUUAUUCAAGGAGCUGAUUCUAAAGGAGCAGUAUGUUUGGAUGGAACAUUACCUGGUUACCACUUCCAUCCUGGAUCUGGAUCUGGUGCAAAUAAUUGGCUAGUUAAUUUAGAGGGAGGAGGAUGGUGUAACAACAUCAGAAGUUGUGUGUUUAGAAAAACUACUCGUCGCGGUUCCACGAAAUACAUGGAAAAGCAAAUCCCAUUCACAGGGAUAUUGAGCAAUAAAGCUGAAGAAAAUCCUGAUUUCUUUAACUGGAAUAGAGUCAAAGUGCGGUAUUGCGAUGGUGCAUCUUUCGCUGGAGACAGUCAGAAUGAGGCUGCAAACCUUCAAUUUAGAGGACAAAAAAUAUGGCAAGCUGCAAUAGAGGAAUUAAUGUCUAAAGGAAUGAAGAACGCGAAACAGGCUCUUCUGUCUGGAUGUUCUGCGGGCGGUCUGGCAACUAUAAUACAUUGUGACGAAUUCGGAAGCUUGUUUCAAAAAUCUACCAAAGUGAAAUGUUUGAGUGAUGCAGGGUUUUUUCUUGACGCAACUGAUGUAUCUGGUGGACGCACGUUGAGGAAAAUGUUCGGAGGCGUUGUUAGCUUACAGGAAGUGCAAAAGAAUCUGCCAAACAGUUGUCUAGACCACCUCGAUCCAACUUCGUGCUUCUUUCCCGAAAACUUGAUCGAUCAUAUUCAAACUCCGUUGUUUCUGCUGAACGCAGCUUAUGACGGAUGGCAGUUGUAUGAAAGCUUAACCCCGUCUACAGCCGAUCCACAUGGUUAUUGGAAUGCUUGUAAAUUGAAUCAGACGAAAUGUAACUCGACCCAAAUUGAGUUCCUCCAAAAAUUCAGGAAUCAAAUGCUGAAUGAUAUAAAAGGCUUCUCAACGACAUCUCAAUCGGGAUUAUACAUAAACUCUUGUUUUACGCAUUGUCAAUCCGAGAGACAAGAUACAUGGUUUGCUAGUGACUCUCCGCUCCUUAACAACACGCGGAUUGCGAAUGCAGUUGGAAAUUGGUUUUCCGAUCGUCAAGUUGUUAAAGCUAUUGACUGUCCUUAUCCUUGUGACAAAACCUGCCAUAGUCUGUUCACCAAGCGAUCAUUGUGA